GCAAACAAAAUGCUCUUCCCCCACACCCACUGCUGUUUUCUACUUUUCUUAUGAUUAAAAAAAAUAUUUCCCUUGGUAACCAUUUUCCCUGGUUACUUUCUUGGCUGAUUUUCUGCACAAAGAACUGAAAGGCAUUUAUCCCCAAGGGAGGCAGUUAUUUUAGAUUUUACUAAGAAGUUCAGCAAAUACUUUUCAACAUUCCCUUCUGUCCUUUCUUUGUUUUUAAAGAAAGCUCUGAUUUUGUUUCAUUUUCAGCUGGAGACUUAAAUGACACCAAGCAAAGCCUACUUAGUUUAGAUCUCCAGAAAUUGGCUGGUGGAAAAAAAUCAAACAUGAAGAUUGCAGUUUUGUUUUGUUUUUUUCUGCUUAUUUUUCAAACUGACUUUGGAAAAAAUGAAGAAAUUCCUAGGAAGCAAAGGAGGAAGAUCUACCACAGAAGGUUGAGGAAAAGUUCAACCUCACACAAGCACAGAUCAAACAGACAGCUUGGAAUUCCGCAAACAACAGUUUUUACACCAGUAGCAAGACUUCCUAUUGUUAACUUUGAUUAUAGCAUGGAGGAAAAGUUUGAAUCCUUUUCAAGUUUUCCUGGAGUAGAAUCAAGUUAUAAUGUGUUACCAGGAAAGAAGGGACACUGUUUGGUAAAGGGCAUAACCAUGUACAACAAAGCUGUGUGGUCGCCUGAGCCCUGCACUACCUGCCUCUGCUCAGAUGGAAGAGUGCUUUGUGAUGAAACCAUGUGCCAUCCCCAGAGGUGCCCCCAAACAGUUAUACCUGAAGGGGAAUGCUGCCCGGUCUGCUCUGCUACUGUCUCCUAUUCUCUACUCAGUGGUAUAGCAUUAAAUGAUAGAAAUGAAUUUUCUGGUGAUUCUUCAGAACAAAGAGAACCUACCAAUUUACUUCAUAAGCAACUGCCACCUCCUCAGGUGGGAAUGGACCAAAUAGUAAGAAAAGAAGCACUUCAAUCUGAGGAGGAUGAAGAAGUGAAAGAAGAAGAUACAGAGCAAAAGAGAGAGACCCCUGAAUCUAGAAAUCAGGGGCAACUUUACAGUGAGGGGGACAGCAGAGGAGGAGACAGAAAGCAGAGGCCUGGAAAGGAGAGAAGGCUGGCACACCAGCAACAACGCCAAGGAAGGGAGGAGGAGGAGGAUGAGGAGGAUGAGGAGGAGGAGGGUGAGGAGGGUGAGGAGGAUGAGGAGGAUGAGGAGGACCCGGUAAGAGGAGAUAUGUUCCGAAUGCCCUCUCGAUCCCCGCUUCCUGCUCCUCCCAGAGGCACACUGCGCCUGCCAAGCGGGUGCUCUCUGUCCUACAGGACCAUCAGCUGCAUCAACGCCAUGCUUACCCAGAUACCACCGCUGACAGCACCACAGAUAACAAGUCUGGAGCUCACUGGCAAUUCCAUCGCCUCCAUCCCAGAUGAAGCAUUUAAUGGACUACCAAAUUUGGAAAGGCUUGAUCUGAGCAAAAAUAAUAUCACUUCUUCAGGCAUAGGUCCAAAAGCAUUCAAGCUUCUGAAGAAGUUAAUGCGUUUGAAUAUGGAUGGAAAUAAUUUGAUACAGGUUCCUUCACAAUUGCCAUCUACAUUAGAAGAACUUAAAGUCAAUGAGAACAAUCUUCAGGCUAUCGAUGAAGAAAGUUUAUCAGACUUAAAUCAGUUGGUCACCUUAGAAUUGGAAGGAAACAAUCUCAGUGAAGCCAAUGUCAAUCCUUUAGCUUUCAAACCUUUGAAGAGCCUAGCCUACUUGCGUCUGGGAAAAAAUAAAUUUAGAAUUAUACCGCAGGGUCUUCCUGGUUCUAUUGAGGAAUUAUACCUAGAAAAUAACCAAAUUGAAGAAAUAACUGAAAUUUGUUUCAAUCAUACCAGAAAGAUCAAUGUCAUUGUACUACGUUAUAACAAAAUUGAAGAAAAUAGGAUUGCUCCUUUAGCCUGGAUAAAUCAAGAAAAUCUAGAAUCCAUUGAUCUCUCCUUCAACAAGCUCUAUCACGUCCCGUCCUAUCUACCCAAGUCCUUGCUGCACCUAGUACUCCUUGGGAACCAGAUUGAACGGAUCCCUGGCUAUGUGUUUGGCCACAUGGAACCAGGCCUGGAAUACUUGUACCUGUCAUUUAACAAACUUGCUGAUGAUGGCAUGGACCGUGUCUCCUUCUAUGGGGCCUAUCAUUCCCUGAGAGAAUUAUUUCUGGAUCACAAUGACUUAAAAUCUAUACCACCUGGGAUACAAGAAAUGAAAGCACUACAUUUUCUGAGGCUGAACAACAACAAGAUACGGAACAUUCUUCCAGAAGAAAUUUGCAAUGCUGAAGAGGAUGAUGACUCAAAUCUGGAACAUCUUCAUCUUGAAAACAAUUAUAUUAAAAUUAGAGAAAUACCAUCUUACACAUUUUCAUGCAUAAGAUCAUAUUCAAGUAUCGUUCUUAAACCACAAAACAUCAAGUAAUUCCAAGUUUUCCUUUGCUGUUUAUAAACUUUACUCAUGUAUUUGUAGUAGCUGCAUUUGUCAUUAAUAAGAGAGACAUAAUCCUCCUGUUGUACUCAGUAUCAUUAUAUGCUAGUCAACCUGAUUCACUAACACACAGAUGAACAACCAAAAUAUACCUAAAAGGUAUAGUCUCUAGGAGUUUUAUUAAUAGUAAAGGUAAAAUCUCUCAGUUUCCCACCUCUAGAAAGAGGCCAUCUCACUAGAAUAGGAUAUUAUGCAUACUGAGCUAGACCAGAAGAGUCUGGAACAAAAUAAACACAGCCUUUAUAAUCAACUUGAGUACUGGUGUUAGCUGAGAACUCUGUAAGUCCCUUUAAAAAUUAUGUAUCUUUUGGUUCAAGAUUAAGAAGCAUAAUGACAACAAAAAAAGCAGGCAGAAUUUAUGAAUAAGUGUUGUUUAUUAUUAAAACAAUAAUUUGUUAAUUUCUUGUAAGGCCCUGUGCUAUAAUUACUGGUAUAAAUAUAACUGAAUAUUGGGGUAGCUUUCAUUUCUUCCAUUAAUUACAUGUGUAAAAUUAAAACACUACUGUAAUGUUAAUUUCCUGGUUUUGAAAAUCAUAUUAUGGUUAUGUACAUUGUUAACAUUAAGGAAAGCUGGCAGAAGAGUGUGCAUAAAUUCUAUACCCUUUUUGAAACUUUUCUAUAAUUCUAAAAUUAUUUUUUAAAGUUAAACAGUAUAUUAAGAUUACCUUCACUAUUCCUCACUCAAGAUUAAGACAUUUUUUGAAAAGCAGUAGAGUUUGCUUAAAAUACAAAUUAAUUAUUCUUGACUAUAACCUUGUAAAGGUAAAUCUAAUGUAUAAAUUUUUGAAAAAUUUUGCACCACUGGUCAUAGCAUCUAUCUCCUUUGCCUUAAUUUACUGAAAUACAUCAUUUUAUUCAGUUCAAUUGAAAUAAAGCUAUGUCUUUACUAUGUAUUGGCCCUACCAAAAUCAUAUAUUAAAAUUUUCUAACAUAA
Pan troglodytes (chimpanzee) is the source of this 3438-nucleotide messenger RNA. RefSeq names its product extracellular matrix protein 2 (gene ECM2). The record is from RefSeq and is a predicted model, not a curated record. The transcript has 10 exons. Gene Ontology annotation, molecular function: collagen V binding; heparin binding; protein binding. Gene Ontology annotation, biological process: positive regulation of cell-substrate adhesion; extracellular matrix organization. Bases 333 to 2438 code for a protein of 701 amino acids. Lineage: Eukaryota; Metazoa; Chordata; Mammalia; Primates; Hominidae. Gene Ontology annotation, cellular component: extracellular matrix.